AUGGAAAGUGUCCAGGGGCCAUUCUUUGAUGCGCAUGAUCGAAGACAACCAGCCUACUUGGAAGCUCCAGCUUUCACCUCCUUCGAACGCGUCGGGGUUCUCAUUCCGCUUGCUGAGAGAGCCGCUGCGGACCUCUUGGCUGCUUCCACUUGCCAGACGGAACGGAUCCGCAAGCUUUUCAGGAGCAUCACAGCGCUUACAGAGACCUUUCGCAGCUUUGAGAGCGAGCAGGCUCUUAGAAACCAUCCAGCCAUCCAGCAUGAAUGGCUGCUCAGAGUGGCUGACCUCAUGCAUGCCACCAGACAGGCCUUGUUUGAAGUCAUCUGUGUCUUCGGACAGAAGGAGAGGAAGCUCCAAUGCCUUUCUGAAGAGUUGGAAGGCUUCCAAGCGGAGUGCCUGGACGUCGCGCGCAGAUUGCUGCCUGAAUCAACUUACAAGAGAAUGUUUCAGCCAGAGCAAUCCGCAUUCGUCACUCACGAAAGAAGGAGCUCUCUUCUGCAGAAAACGGAAGCUUUUUCAGCUAUAGGAUGGCCUUCUGUCAAGGAAGAGAUUGGGUCAGAACACACAUGGCUGAAGAACGAAGUCAGCAGGCUCUGCAUGAGAGUGACAGCAUUGGAAGAGCAGCUUCCAGUCAAGUCGCCGGAUGCAAGCAAAGUGGGAGAAGGACAGAAAGUGCUUAUAGAUGAGAAGACCAACAAGCAGGUUUCUCGAUCCAGCGGAGGCCCUUCCGCUUCAAUCAGGCACACGCCGGAAUCUGCGUCCACGACUUUCCAAGAUUCGGCAACUCUGUCGACGACGCAAUUCCCUCAUCUCGAGAGCGAGCCUCUCCCGAGAUUUGCCAAAGACUCAGCCGCAACAAACUCAAACGAUUCAAUGGUUCGGGUGACGAGCCAAUCGCGCCCCUCUUCCGCACGUCCGGCAGCUUCCCAGCUCAAGAGCAAGGAAUCACUCUCAGGCCACAGAAUCACACCGGAAAGUGACGAAGCUUCGGUCGUCAGCGAAGCAGAGGACUGGAAAACCGCCGGCUGUGGCCCCGAAAUCUUCGUCACUCAGAUCCCGCCCCAAUUGCCCCCGGAGAUCGUUCAAAGCCGAGUCCAGAGCGCAUUCCGAGACUUCUUCGCGGGCUUCGACGCCUUACCCCGGGGGGUUUUGGACGUCCGAGGAAUCCGCUCCUCAGUGGAAGCGCGAUCAGGCGAAACUGUCGCCUACGUCGAGCUGACGUCGCUACUCCCGGCCCAGGUCGUCAUGGACGCGAGUGCGCGCGCGCCGCUGCGCGUCGUCGCGUCCGUCCGCACCCUGCGAGACCAUCUGGGGAUCCCCCAGAAGAUCCGCAUCCCGGCCCGUCAGAAAUGCGCGCCCGCGCCGCCCGCGCGCGCGGAAAUGGAAGCGGUGCGCGCGCUCGAGGACACGGUAAGGGCGUGGGAACCCCGGCGCUGCGCAUACGCGCGCGCGCUGCGCGCGGAGGGCGAUCUGUGCUCGCUCGUGCGGGAGAAGGUCCGGGCUUACGCGGGCGCGGCGUGGGAGCUCGAGGUUUUGGCCGUCGGCCGCCACGCGUGCGUGCGCUUCCCGAGCGCGGCCGCAGCCGACGAGUUCUUCGACCGGCCGCGAACCCGGUUUGACACCGAAUGGGACCACGAGCUGUUCAUCUGCCGGCACCGCAACUACCUGCCUAUGCCGGACCUCUACUUCGGGCCCCUGUUGUCCCAAACCCUCAAACCCCAGCAGGUUUCGCCGCGGCCGGAAGCGAAGACACCGACGCCCAAAACCCCAAACCUCUCAGGAUGUGAGGGAACAACGCCGACGACGCCCACAACCCCCAACCUCCCAGAGUACGAAGCGCCUGACCUUGCCGGGGCCUGGAACUACGACCUGUACGUGGCAGAGACCGCCGAGCGGGCGCGGCCGCCGAUCGCUUCCGACCGCGCAGAGACGAGAUUGGAAGAUCGGAAGGGGGCGAUUCCGAAAGAGGAGAAACUUUCCGAGCGCCGCGAAGGUGGGGAACAAACGGAAGGAAUGCUUCUUGCGCGGAACGAGACGCAGGAGAGGCCGGCUAACGGGUUCAGGAACGGAAUCAGGGCCGGAACUCGGCGCGGGUCUGACGUCAGCUUGAGCGCCAGUGACGUCAGCUCAGCGGGGGUGCUCGUCGGAGACAAAAGGGAGGGGCCGGCCGCUCAAUGGGGAGACCAUUUGCAGCAGCCUUUGGGUUUCGAAGAGGAGAUCGUGCCACCCAGUUCGAUCAGCAAGGCGACCGUAAGAGUUCGAAGCGAGGGACGGAAUGGGGAGACGUCUGAAAGGAGAAACGAGGUGACUGGGGGAGCUUCCACGAAGGGGACAGGGGGUGACACAGCCGAACGGAAGGCAGUCGGGGGGCCGGCUUCGAGCAACGAGACCGGGGUGACUGUCAGAAACGAAAGCGGGCGGCAAGCGACCGAUAAACUGUUGGAUCUGGAAGAUGAAGAGUUCAACGAGAGGGGCCGCUGUGUAGAUUACGAAGACCCUUAUGACUCGGCGGCAGGACUGACCGAGUCCGGCGCGUCAUGGGUGGUUGAUUCGAUGGAACCGUUUGAUGACCUUCCGGACGGGUUUGAAACGGAACGCGGCGGAGUGAGGACGGGCGGAAGUUGGGGGGAGCUAGACCGGACGGAGAGCCUGGGUCGGAAUGAGGAGCCUGGCGCGAAGAUCGAGCGCCCGUUCUCCAGUCCCGGUUCAUUCUUUGGAGCGAGAGAGUCUCAAACUAUCUGCACGAACGGGAAAAGCAGUGAGUGGUCGGUGCGAGCGACGAUGCAGUCGGAGGAGCCUACCGGGGACUCUGCCGGGAGAGCGGUAGCAGGCCCGCCGGGCAAGCCGGGGGCCGCCCAGAGGAGAGUGUACGCGCCUUCGCAGUUUGAGCUUUCGCCGGAGCUUCUGCGGGAGGGCGUAGGGUUAUCAAAGUCGGGGGAGUGCUCGAAACCGGGGACUUACGUGCCCUCUUGGCGGAAAGAUGAGGCGGAGAUUGAUACAGCCGACCUCUAG
Messenger RNA from Klebsormidium nitens, 3012 nucleotides. The record is from the annotation of a GenBank genome assembly. Lineage: Eukaryota; Viridiplantae; Streptophyta; Klebsormidiophyceae; Klebsormidiales; Klebsormidiaceae.